UGUGUCUUCCUCGUCUCUGCGUCAAUCUCUGUCUCUCUGCUUAUCUCUGCCUCUCUCCUUGUAUCUUUCUCGGGCUCAGUUCUGUCUCCGUCCGUCCGUCUCUCGGCGUCCGUCUUCUGCUGCGGCUUCCGCGACCACAAGUACUGCUGCGACGACCCGCACAGCUUCUUCCCCUGCGAGCACAGCUCCAUGUGGUGGCUCAGUAUUGGUGCUCUUGUGGGCCUGUCCAUAGCAGCAGUGGUCCUCCUGGCCUUCAUUGUCACCGCCUGUGUGCUUUGUUACCUGUUCAUCAGCUCAAAACCCCACACAAAGUUGGACCCAGGAUUAAGCUUACAGACUACAGACCCUGACGAGGUACCGCCUGACUGCCAAGGUGGGAACAUGGGCAAUUCAGUGGAGGUGCCAGGAGUGAACCCUCUCGGGCAGAGUCACCUCCUGAACCCAUGGCCGGACUGCAAUGAACAGCAGGCCAUGGACCCCAAACGCCUCCUCCGGCACUGCUUCAUGGCUACAGUGACGGCCGGUGACAUUCCAGGCAGCCCAGAGGAGGACCCUGUCCCCAGUCUAGACCAGCUCCAUAAACACCCUGUGCUGCUGCUGCUGGGCUGGGACCACCCUUUGAGCUCCACCGGCCAGGAAGAAUAAAGAGAAUUGGAGCUGUGGAGGCUAGGAGGAGACCUCACACUGAGCAGGGCUGAAGGCCUGGACUUCCCUGGUGGUGCAGUGGUUGAGAAUCCGCCUGCCAAUGCAGGAGACACAGGUUUGAUCCCCGGUCCUGGAAGAUCCCACAUGCCGUGGAGCAAUUAAGCCCGUGCACCACAACUACUGAGCCCGCAAGCCACAACUACUGAAGCCUUAGCUCCCUAGAGCCUGUGCGCCGUGACUACUGAGCCUGUGUGCUGCAAUUACUGAAG
Molecule: messenger RNA, 914 nt
Organism: Balaenoptera acutorostrata (minke whale)
Lineage: Eukaryota; Metazoa; Chordata; Mammalia; Artiodactyla; Balaenopteridae
Gene: SHISAL2A
Product: shisa like 2A
Source: RefSeq, a predicted model, not a curated record